Molecule: messenger RNA, 1023 nt
Organism: Fusarium tjaetaba
Lineage: Eukaryota; Fungi; Ascomycota; Sordariomycetes; Hypocreales; Nectriaceae
Product: kinase subdomain protein
Exons: 1
Coding region: 1-1023 (340 amino acids)
Biological process (GO): protein phosphorylation
Molecular function (GO): protein kinase activity; ATP binding
Source: RefSeq, a predicted model, not a curated record
AUGACGUCUGAGACUUCUAACAACGCACAAUCGCCGCCUCAGACACCACCAAUAUGGAGUGUGGUCCAGUUCACUUUCAGCGAUAGAAACACCGAUUCAGAGCUGGUGGUUAUGUGCAAUGAUAAACGCUUUGUUAUAAAUCUCUCAGCCGAAACCUUUUCGGAGUCGCCCAAGUUGAAAGAGCGUUAUCUCUUCUUCUUACAAGUCGCCGAAGAGUUUGAGCUAGAUGGUGUGGCUGUCGAGGACUUCUGGGAUUGGAUUGUCGACCCUCUGCUCCCUAUUUUCCUGGAAUUGCCCACUCCAGACCAGGCAGCACCACGGACCCUGGACGGCUUUUUCAACCCCGAAACUUUCGUCUAUACCUUCCAAGCGAUUUCAGAUGAGCGUAUACCGCAGCUAGACAGAGACGCCGAACACCAAUCUUCAUUCGGCAUUUCCGUUCCUGAUGAACUCUGUGCACCAUGGAAGUCCUUUGAUCCUUCUGAGGUACAGAUUCUUCCUGAGAAAGUGAUCGGUCCGCCUUCUCAUACGCCGAGCAAAGUUCUUUUGCGCGACGGGAUAAUUACAUUUCUUAAGCUCGCCCGCCGCGGCGAUACGCAGUCUCUGAAAAAUGAGCUAAAUACAUAUGGGAAGAUCGAAAGAGCACAACUUGACAACAAAGUGAAGAUUUCACGCCUCCACGGCCUAGUGCGGAACAAUGAAGGUGUAAUACUUGGUCUUUUACUUACAUAUAUUGACUGUAAGCGUAUGACACUUUCGUGUGCAGUGCUACCGGGAACUGAAGUUUCAUUGAGGCAGAGAUGGGCUGCACAAAUUCAGGAGGCUAUUGGACAACUGCAUGAUGCUGGAAUUACUUGGGGAGAUGCCAAACCGGAUAACAUCCUCAUUGAUGUAAAUAAGGAUGCUUGGCUUAUUGAUUUUGGUGGUGGUUACACGGAGGGAUGGGUGCCUAGGACCCUUGUCGGGACAAUGGAAGGUGAUUGCUUUGCUCUCGAGAAGAUGCUAGAGUACGUUCUCAACUAG